This is a messenger RNA of Phytophthora infestans T30-4, 402 nucleotides long. RefSeq lists its product as uncharacterized. The record is from RefSeq and is a predicted model, not a curated record. Bases 1 to 402 code for a protein of 133 amino acids. NCBI's taxonomy places the organism in Eukaryota, Oomycota, Peronosporomycetes, Peronosporales, Peronosporaceae. The transcript is spliced from 4 exons.
AUGUCGAUUCCCCAGCCUAUCUUUGAGGUUAUCCGACCCCCAGAGCUCUCCAGUUGGGAACAUUCUGCGCUGAUUGAGUGGCACCGUGAAUGGGAGCGCUAUGUGGAAAUGAUUCGCCAUCGCUGUACGACCACUGGCGAGACAUUCGAAAAUGUCGUAGCUACAGUAAAGGGUUCAGUUAAGCGCAAAACACUGAGGAACUUAGCUACCUAUGUGUUAAAGAAAUCCGUUGACUCUGUGACCGAUGCAGACAUCAUGGCGGCCGUGGUCGCGCGCUGCAGCACACUCAAGAAUGAGUUUGUACCAGAUAUUUCAAUAGCUUUUGAGACGGCCGCCAACUACAAGAGCAGAUCUAAGGCCCGUUGCCAGAGGUGUGAUUGCAAGUUGCCCUCUUUGGUCUGA